Molecule: messenger RNA, 786 nt
Organism: Thlaspi arvense
Lineage: Eukaryota; Viridiplantae; Streptophyta; Magnoliopsida; Brassicales; Brassicaceae
Source: the annotation of a GenBank genome assembly
AUGCUCGCUUUGGGUAUCAAGGGUAAGAUGUUUGCAAAGAAACGGUAUGCAGAAAAGGCCCAAAUGAAGAAAACGUUGGCUAUGCAUGAAGAAUCGUCAACCAGGAGAAAGGUGGAUGAUAAUGUUCAUGACGGAGCGUUUCCUGCGUAUCUUCUUGAUCGUGAAUCGACAACUCGGGCGAAGGUUCUGAGCAACACAAUAAAACAAAAGAGAAAAGAGAAAGCUGGUAAAUGGGAGGUUCACUACCGAAGAUAUCCCUGUGAUUCCAUUAAGGCUUUCAGCAAGUCUAGAAGUCAGGCUGUGGCUGAAGAUGAGAUGUUUAGAGUCAUCAAGUCUGGUAAAAGAAAAAGUGCUGAUUUUUACAGUACCCUCAUGCCCUCUCACAACAUAAGGGAAGGUCUACCAAGCAGUGGAAGAGGAUGGUUACCAAAGCCACAUUUGUGGGAUCAGGUUUUACGAGAAAACCUCCCAAGUAUGAGAGGGUUGCGGUUCACUAAAGCACAUGUAACACAUCCUGAACUCAAAUGCACUUUCAAUCUUGAGAUUAUAGCAGUAAAGAAGAAUCCAAUGGUCCAAUGUACACUUCUCUGGGUGAAUGUCAGCGAACUGGGUCUGGUGACUCCAGCUGGAAAAGUUGUUUGGGGUGAGUUAUUCCUUGGGUAUUUUGUUGCCUAUAACAUUCAGUUUGACAUUGAGUUGGUUAAAGUGGGGAAGAGGGGAAAAUUUGCUCAAGUCACAAAUAAUCCAGAGAAUGAUGGCUGUAUAAAUGCGGUGCUUCUAGUGUGA